AGGCCGCCGGCGUGUCGGCGCGGGAGAGGCGCGGCCGCGCGAAGCGAGCAGGCGCGGGGAAGUUCCUCGGGGCGUCCAUGGCGGCGGUCAGCACCGCGAGGCUGCGCCGCAAGCUGGGCCAGGACAGGUGGCUGGAGGACAUGAUCAGAGCCGCACGGCAGCAGGGCGACGAGCUCCAGGGCCCCGUGCUCAGGGUGGCCAUCCAGGGCGCCACGGACCUCGUGCCCCGGUCUUGCGCGGAGGGCCGGGACCUCUACUGCACCUGCGAGGUGGCGGGCAGGGCGCGGUCGCAGGUCCGCACCCGCACCGUGGACGGCGCCCACGAGCCCGCGUGGGACUACGAGUCGCGCGUCAUCGGCUACUCCCUGGGGGACUCCCUGGCGUUCGCCGUCUGGGCGAGGGCGGCGGGGAGGCCCGACGAGUGCCUCGGCCGCGCCACGCUGCGGUCGGAGCAGUUCUACCCCAGCGGCUUCGCCGGGCGGUGCGAGCUCGAGGGGGGCUGCCCCGCCAAGGAGAAGGAGAAGGAGAAGGAGAAGGAGAAGAUAGGGCGGUCGUGCAAGUUCUGUUUCUGCGGAAGUCUGGUGCGUGCGGCCAUGUGCGGGCAUGGCGGAGCUUUCCUGACCAGCGACCUCGUGGGCAUGGAGCAUGGAGAUGCACGGCACGUGCGGGCAGGUGCGGGGAGGCAGCUCGGCGGCCUCUGCGGGGUCCACUGCCUGAACAACCUGCUGCAGGGGCCCCACUUCGGACCGGGCGACCUGGCGGAGAUCGGCGUGCAGCUCGACAGGGAGGAGAGGCAGCUGCUCGAGGGCGCCGGAGGCGGGGCGGGCGGCGACGGCCUGGAGGAGCAGCCGUACAACGUGGACCCCUCCGCCGACGGCGGCAACUUCAGCAUACAGGUGCUGGCGCUGGCGCUGAAGAGGUUCGGGCUGGAGUUGCUGCCGUCCAACCACCCCGACGCGAGGGAGCUGAUGAAGGACCCGCCCAAGGCCGCGGGGGCGUUCCUGUGCCAGUACAGGGACCACUGGUUCGCGAUCCGGGAGAUCGCGUCGUGCUGGUGGAACCUCAACUCGACGCGAAGGAGACCUGCGAUGGUGAGCCCGUUCUUCCUGGCGGCCUGGCUGGGCCAGCUGGGCGAGGAGGGCCACUCUAUCUUCCUCGUGCGCGGGGCCGCGAUGCCCGAGCCCGCCCGCCCGGCGGAGGCGGCCGACGGCCAGGUCGAGGAGAAUUUCCACGAGCUCGGCUUCCUCCUGGACAAGUCCAGGGAGUCCGGCGGCAACCCGCUCCAGGGGGACGACGGCUCCGACGGGGAGGUCGUGAUACCGCCCGACACCGACGCGCCGCUCGGGGCCAUGCUGCCCGGCGCCCUGGGUCCGUUCCCUGGCGCCAUGGUGCCCGGGCUAGCCCUGAACCCCUUCGAGCAGCAGCAGCAACAGAUGCUCCUGCACCAGCUGCGGGCGCUGCAGCAGGGCGGGCUCGCCGAGCCCCCGGGCUCCGCGGGGGCGCUGCGGGAGAUGGGCUUCGGCGAGGCCCAGGUGCGCGCCGCGGAGGCCCUCGCCGCGGGCGGCCCGCCGUCGGCGCAGGACUGGCGGCUGCUGGCCCACGCAGAUGUGGCGCCGGGCCUGGCGGCCGACCCGCUGCGCCUGGGCCAGGCCAUCCAGGAGGCCGUGGUGGGCCUGGAGCGCAGCCCGGGCAGUGCCCUGGACGCCUGCAUCCUGCGCCUGGUGGCGCUGCUGAGCGUCGAGGGCGCGGCGCGGGCCGUGGCCGCGCGGCACACGGACGGUGCGCUGCUCUCCGGGCUCGCCGCCUCCGUGCUCGCCGAGCCGGGGCCCGUCGUGGCCGGCGCCCACGCUGUCCGCCGCCGCGGUGGCGCUGGAGCUCCUGGCCGCGCUGCCGCCGGGCGGCGCGGGCGGCGCCGCGCCGCGGCCCGGCGGCGGCGCCUGCCAGAGGCCCCUGUCGAAGCCGCGGGACUCGAGCUGGCCGUCGCCGGCCGGCGGCGACCCCGGGAUCGUGUCUCUGUAGGGGUGGCGCCCAGCGCUGGCCGGCGCGCACUGCGCGGCGCGCAGGGGGUGGAAAUGCCACGGGGGGCUGACGCGGAGGGGUCGGACGGAGCGCUAUAGCACGAGGAUGCAUCCGUGCCGGAGCGUUCCGAGCCGUGCUCGGAGCGCUCCGGAACGUGCCGAGCUGGCCGCGGCGCCCGAGACAUGUUACCGAGCCGCCGGCUCGCGGAACAUUCUCGAUAUAUCUUCGCCCGAGGUGAUCCUCGCCCAGGCUUUGUCUCGUGACCUGGAGGGGUCAACGCUGGGCGGCUUUCUUUGCCUCGGCGAGGCUCGGCGGCAGGCAGUGGCGAAGCGCCCUGGCUCGCAUGCAGGCCCACCAAAGAUUAUUCUAAGAACCACUUGUGGUCUG
Molecule: messenger RNA, 2406 nt
Organism: Prorocentrum cordatum
Lineage: Eukaryota; Dinophyceae; Prorocentrales; Prorocentraceae
Source: the annotation of a GenBank genome assembly